Molecule: messenger RNA, 1599 nt
Organism: Batrachochytrium dendrobatidis JAM81
Lineage: Eukaryota; Fungi; Chytridiomycota; Chytridiomycetes; Rhizophydiales
Product: karyopherin alpha
Exons: 6
Coding region: 1-1599 (532 amino acids)
Biological process (GO): NLS-bearing protein import into nucleus
Cellular component (GO): nucleus; cytoplasm; nucleoplasm
Molecular function (GO): protein binding; nuclear import signal receptor activity
Source: RefSeq, a predicted model, not a curated record
AUGGAUCGUUCAAAACCAUUCGAAAACCGCAUGGCUGCCUUUAAAAAUAGAGGUGCCAUGAAACAGGAUGAGAUCCGUCGUCGUCGAGAAGACAUGACUGUAGAGCUGCGCAAACAGAAGCGUGAGGAAUCGUUUGCCAAGCGUCGUAAUAUGGCUCUGAUUGCUGGCACUCAGUCCGAGUCGGAUGACGAAGGGUUUUCUACCAACCAGGAUCUGCAUCAGCAACUCACUACCAUGGUUGCUGGACUUAUGUCGUCUGAAGUUGAGGAUCAGUACAAUGCUACCUCUCGUUUCCGUAAAUUACUUUCCAAAGAAAAAAAUCCUCCUAUUGCAGAAGUCAUCAAUUGUGGUGUGAUUCCUCGCUUUGUCGAGUUUCUACGUUCUGAAAAUCCUUUGAUUCAGUUUGAAGCGGCAUGGGCACUUACCAAUAUUGCAUCCGGCUCGUCUAAUCAGACAAAAGUUGUGAUUGAUGCUGGUGCAGUUCCCAUUUUUGUGGACUUGCUUCGCUCUCCAACCCCUGAUGUCAAGGAACAGGCUGUCUGGGCUCUUGGUAAUAUUGCUGGUGACAGUGUCGAAUGCCGUGAUCGUGUUCUUGCUGCUGGUGCACUUCGUCCUCUUCUUGAAAUUCUCAACGACUCAAACUAUAAACUGUCAAUGCUACGCAACGCUACAUGGACUCUCUCCAACUUUUGUCGUGGAAAAAAUCCUCAACCUGACUGGAACACUAUUCGUCCAUGUUUGCCUGUUCUUGCCAAACUGGUCCACUCGAACGAUGAGGAGGUACUAACUGAUGCGUGCUGGGCCAUCUCAUAUGUUUCGGAGGUGUCUAACGAAAAGAUCCAAGCUGUUAUUGAAGUUGGUGUUUGUCGUCGUUUGGUGGAACUGUUGUUGCAUCCAUCGUACUCUGUACAAACUCCCGCUUUGCGCUCUGUUGGAAACAUUGUUACUGGUGAUGACAUGCAAACUCAAACUAUUAUUCAAUGCGGCGCUCUUAACUCGUUGCUUGCUUUGCUUUCCAGCCCCAAAGAUGGUAUUCGCAAAGAGGCUUGCUGGACAAUUUCCAACAUCACCGCAGGAACGACCCAUCAGAUCCAAGCUGUGAUUGAGGCUAACCUGGUACCUCAUCUUAUUUCCAUUCUUGCACGCGGUGAUUUCAAGACUAAAAAAGAAGCCUGCUGGGCUAUUUCUAAUGCUACAUCUGGUGGAUUGAACAAACCUGAGCAAAUUCGAUACCUUGUGCAACAGGGUUGCAUUAAACCUUUGUGUGAUUUGCUCACCUGCCCUGAUAACAAGAUUAUUCAAGUUGCGCUUGACGGACUUGAAAACAUUCUCAAAGUGGGUGAAAUGGACGAGCAAGAACAACACAAUGGUAACCAGAUGGCUCUUUUCAUUGAAGAGGCUGGUGGUAUGGAAAAGAUCCACGAGCUGCAAAUGCACGAGAACACGGAAAUCUAUCGCAAAGCAUACUCUAUUAUUGACAAAUAUUUCAACGAUGAGAAUGACGAGAGUGCUGGUGUUGCACCAGAAGUUAACCAGAACACCGGUACAUUUGCAUUCUCUGCUCAAGCAAAUGUUCCUCAAGGUGGAUUUAACUUUUGA